This is a messenger RNA of Nomia melanderi (Alkali bee), 7485 nucleotides long. RefSeq lists its product as uncharacterized. The record is from RefSeq and is a predicted model, not a curated record. NCBI's taxonomy places the organism in Eukaryota, Metazoa, Arthropoda, Insecta, Hymenoptera, Halictidae. Gene Ontology annotation, cellular component: nucleus; cytoplasm.
CGCCGAACCACGGGACGAGCACGCGAGACGCCAUAUUGAGCGAAUGUUGAUUGAAUGCGGUUUAGGUGUUUACGCGGUUCCAAGUAAAACCCGUGGAAAACCGUAUCGAUUGCCGUGUGGCCCGGUUCGAGUGCUCGCGAACGAUCCACUUGGUGUACCAGUUGCACCACGCGGUGAUAGAAUGAGCGGCAGCGACGGCGAGGACGGUCAAUGCAAUAGGACGAGAGAAAGCAACGUAGUAGCGAUGGGUGACGUUCUCGCUAAGAAACACGCAGACGAUGCACCUCGCGAUACCUGCAUCGUUGCAGACGACGACCCAACGCGACAGGAUGUGGACUUGGCGACGGAUUACGAAAGCGACGCUGUCAGGUCACCUGUCGUCGCGAAUUUGGUUCCUGACGCGAACGGGGUGAUAGAUAUGAAUGCAGUUCAUGCUUUCAUAAAGGGUGCAAGAGAUCCUGGAUAUGUACAAACGGAUUCGUAUAAAGUGAAAAGAGAUCUCUGUAGAGAGGAACUGCAGAAGAUUAUAAAAUUUCAAAACUUAUGGAUGGAAUUGCAACAGUACAUGCGUGCCUCUUUCAAUGUUGCGCUAGAAGCUUCUCAUACCCCAGGGAACUUGUUAAUGCAACAAAAUGCACUUUCUAUGGACAAUAUGCAUGAGAUUGUUCUGCAACUAUGCAAUUGGGAUUCUGGACAGUUAUCUAUGAGGCUAGUGAGUCAGGCCCAAGAGUUUGUUAUAGAAGUAAAAGUUCGAUUGUUAGCUCUUCUACAUGAUCAUAGUGUAAAUAAUUUAGCAGAAAUUUUUCUUACAGGUCUCUUAGAUGAUUAUGAUGCAUUGAUAUCGACAGCAUCACAAAUUUCUGAAUUAGUAAAACCAUUGAAGGGUUAUUUGUGCAAAUUUACAUGGGACUGUUUCAUUAAAAAGUUAUAUCAGAUCUAUGUAUACGAUGAGUCAUUGGUACAAAAUAAUUUGCCUUCCUUUAUUGGACAGGUAAAUAUAUUAAAAGCAAAAGUAUACUUACCCCUGGACUACGUGAAAAGAUUAAUGGUUUCUUUGAUGUUACAGUUAAGGAAAUUUUUAUCUUUGAAAGGCUCGAAAUAUCAAGGUCUCGUUCAUCGAUAUUUAGCAUUUGACGACAAAAUGACGAAAAUCAGGGAUCUGUGGCCAGACACGGAACCGUGGAUGGACAAAUACAAUGCAGAAUUAGCAGUUCGAAUGACCAGGCUUAAGCAAAUAUGGAGGACUUGGGAAUUAUUUUCUGUAACUAGGAAAUUUAUAGAGCAGCGUAUGUCGAAUAAAUCGCUUGAUAGUGGAAAUGAAUUACAAGAAGUUGAUAGUCAAUUGUCAAUGCUUGCAUCGCAGGGGAAGGUUGAAAUGGACAGGCUACUUUCGUCUGCCGAGAUAGUUCAAAUUUUGAUCGACGAUAUAAUCGAAGAUCAACUUGCAAAAUGGACUCACGAAGGCGGAUGCUUAGAAAGUAACGCGAAAGAAGGGAAAUGUUGCGAAUUUCACACGUGUACAGGGUUUCCAGUGUCAUCGAAUGCGAAUAAAAGUGACACGGAAAGUAUAGGGUUGCCAAUAGAAAAUCCUUUUUCACAACUCAUUAAUGGUUUUUUAGAAGAAGACAUAGCAAAUUAUUCCGCAACACAGAUCAAAAAGAAAGUAGAUCCAAUGGAAUCGAAAGAAACGAAACUCGAUGUGAGUGAAAUUAGAAGUGUUCAGGAGGAUACAGAUUUGCGAACUGAACCGCAGCCUUGCUCGUGCGUGUAUCAGCAUGUUAGGGAAAUAACGGAACGGAAGAAAGGAGUUUUAGAAAAUCCUCCGUGUCCGUGUUUGUUAAACUCGAAACGGAAAUGGAACACUUGUCCAUGCCUAACAAAAUCUGUACCUGAAAUGGCUGUGUCGAACAAUCACCCAAAGCCAGCAUCUCCUACGACUGUGAAGACUAAUCAAGAACCAACUAAACCUGUAGUGAAAUCUGGUUCUACGCAAUCUGCUCAAACACAAACAAGACAUUCUACCACGCAAACGCCAAACACCGCUCACAAUCAUCCAACACAUCUCGGUAGGUGUACCACUCAUCCUCCACACACGCACGGGCCUCUACCGGACUUGGUUAAAAACGCGGCCCCUCCUCACAGAUCUCACACACACAACAAUCAUUCGUCGCAUGCAUGUCACAAACAAGCCAACGUCGAGCACAUCAAAAGAGUAUCGUGUAAUGAUUUGAGUUCCGGGGACGGUGAUUGUUCUGAUUCCGGAAGCAGUCAAGAGGACUCUUGUUCGACCAGUAGUUCGGCACAAAGGGACUCGAGUAGGCAUUGUGAUUGUUGUUACUGUGAGGUGUUCGGACAUGGAGUUCCUUCUGUAGCGCCAGUUAGUAGGAAUUAUAAUGAAAUGAGAGAAAGAUUGAGACAGUUGUUAACUAAGAAAAAGGCCAAGAAGUGUAAAGCCACGUGUAGUCCUUCGAAGAGUUCUUCGGAGUCAUCGACGAAUACGAAUCCAGAAACAAAGACGGUGACCAGCAUGGCGCCUAGGUCUAAUACUCCAGUUUCUACUACCUCUACGGUCCAACAGGAUCAAAGAGAUCAGAGGGAUUUGGAAGAAUUGUUAGAGUUCAUUGAAGGGAAUCAAAAUGGGAAAAAGGAUAAUAAUAAGAAAGCGGAGAAGAAAGCCAGGCAGAAGCAACGAAAGGUGGAGGAAAAGCUGAAAAGAGAUAGGCAAGAGGCAGAAAGACAAAAACUGAUAGAACUACAGAAAAAAACGCCGGAAGUAACGAUUACAGUCGUAGACCCACAGAAACCUGUUUCUCAGAGAUUAUUACCUCAGUGUAAUCUACCCGAAGUAUCUAUUUUACCUACAUCACCGCCAGUAGCAUUGCCGAGUGUAAAGCAAUUAAGUAAUAAAAAGAAAGACAAGCAAGAAAUUUGUAGCAAUAGUAGCAACACUAGUAGUAGUAGCUGUAGCAGCAGCAGUAGUAGUAGUACCAUUAGUAUAAAUAGUAAGGCGAAGGCUGCAUCUGUGAAUACGAAUUUAAAGAAUAAAAGUAUUAAUCCAAGCAAAGUUGAUAAGACGGUGGUUGCUAGCCAGACGAAUAAGUUGACCAGUAAAACUGACAAAGCCGAAAUUAUUAAUAAGAGUAAUAAAGUAUUGACAAGUACCAACGGUACAAGCACGAAAAGUAGUACAAACGGUACAGAGAAAUCGCUGGCAGUGGAAGUAAACGACAAAAAGUUAACGAAGAAAGAAAGGAAGAAGCAAAAGAAAGAACUGAAGAAGCUGGAAGAAGCGAAGGCGAAAGAAGUGAAGAAACCGGUUCAGCCGGAGAGCCAGCCUCAGAUGGUCACCAUUAAAAGGGUUAUGGAGUCGAACAGUGCAGAGCCUACGGUUACAAUUACGUUAAAGGGUCAAACACCGGCCGAGGAUAAAGUAUUGUUCACGUUGGUGAAUGGGCAAACCAAGGAAGUUUCGCUGCCCAAGUUGGAGAACGAACAGAAUCAGAAUAUUAGUGGGAAGAAGAAAAAAACCAAAGCAAAUAACAACAACAACAACAACAAUAACAACACCAACAAUAAUAAUAACAAUAGCAAUAACAACAAUAACUCAUUACAGCAAGGCAACAAGUCUCAACAGACAAAUAAUACGAAGCAACAGGCGCAAAAUAAAAUUUGUGACAAUAAGAAUGUUAAACAACAAGGAAAUAGUGAGAAAACUAAGGGAAAGGACGAGAAGAAGGUCCAGCAGCAGAAUAUAACGGAGACGAAGAAGUCUAAGAAAGAUAAGAAGAACACCGAGAACAAAGAAAACGUGCUGCAACAGAAUACAGUAAAUAAGAAUAAGAAUCAGCAGCAAACAGUGUCUAGCAAGAAACAGAAUAAAAUAAAUACUCCCCCUCAGACACCAGUCUCUCAAAAAUCACCGCCGAAUCUCACUAAUGAAAACAAUAAGAAAUCAAAGGGUCAGGAGCAAGAAAAAAGCGGCCAGUUGAAUUCCAGUAAGAACAAUAAGAAUGCAAGUACCAAUGGGACAUGCAAACAGGCGAAAAACGAUAAUCAGAAGAUACAAACUAAGAUAGCCUCUUCCCAACCGACAAUCAAGCGAUCGGAGAUUCAACCCACCACCGCUGAGCGAGUUAACUCCCCUUUAAGUAGCCAGUUCAAAGACAUCAGCGCAAAUUCGAAGAUCAACAUAGAAAAUUUAAAACUACCACCUGGGAUCACAAUAACGAAGGUCGACGCCCCCGCUAAACCAUUGCCAAUAAGAUCAGCGCCGUUGCCCAAGCCAGUAAAUCCUCCCAAGCAAACUACAAUAAUCGCUGCACCGAUGAGUAGCGUCCAGUCGAGUUACUCGAGCUCUCAAGCGGGCGGCAACGUGAUCGUGGUCGAUACUGGAAAACUGAAGCAAGACCUUCUCCCGAAACCCACGGAAAAAGACGUGCCUAAAGAAAACCAACAAAACUCGAGCACCACGGGGAAAAAGAAGAAGAAAAAGAACAAAAGUGGAGCCAACACGGUAAACGCCGGCAAUCAGACGACAGCGCAAAACAACGAUCCGUUCGCGAAUGAUCACACGGAUGAACCUGCUAGAAUACUCCAUAAUCCUAACACGAACAUGGUGACCAUAAGGAACCCAGCGUUUGGUCCGAUGAAAGUGCCUCCGACGCAACAGGCAGCUAUCAUAAAGGUGUCGGAGAACGGAAUGGUGACCAUCAGGAGUCCUGCGCUGCAACAGGCGAUCAAUGCAGGCCUAACGUCGCCCCCGAAGCCCGAUUACAUAGUGAAAGGUGACCUGUCGUCCAGGACAUCCGCGGAGAGCUCGAAUCUAAAGCACACGAACGGUAUUAUCCCGUCGAGCCUCGCCGAACUGAGGAGCAGACUGACGCCAGAUUGCACGACCCUCAGCGAUCUGGCCAACAUUCAGAUCAGCAAGGUGACGAACGGUCAACCGAUACCGGAGAACGGGAUCAACUUGAAGGGAACCAGCGUGACCUUGACGAAGGUGAGGACAGAGGCGAGCAUAAAGGACGUACAGAGCGCGAAAACGGCGGUCCGGGAAGCGAUAAAUGCUUCAAUAGCGGCGUCGAGUACCGGGAAGAGCAAGAAAAAGAAAAAACGCGGAACCGGCACGAGACAGUGCGGCGAUGACUGGAACCUCGUUGAGAGCGUAUUCACGCCCAAAGAUAUAGACCUCGAGGACGGGGAGAUGGACGACGCCGAGCGCGAGCUGGAGGCGUUCAAGAGGUUUUGCCUGCAAUCGGUGCCGCCUCCUCGCAAGGAGAAGGUCAACCUGAACAUCAAGGACAUCGUGCUGAAGAAGAAAUCGUCAUCGUCAUCGUCGUCGUCCUCGGCGGCUGCCGCCGUCAUCGCCGCGAAUUGAUUCGCCAAUGGCCACCUAGCCCUUAGGGUACGUUUAUAGCGGGACCGUUGCGAGAGCGAACCGAGGGAACCGCGUACCUUUGUUCGAAACGAACGCGUUCGCGUCAGUUUGACGAUCAACGAUACAAGUGUCGCAAAUCGACGCUCUCUCAGCUUCUCGCCGCUGCGCCGCUGCAAACGUACCUUCGGACGCGUUGGCUUGACGCAACAACCGACGCGAGGGAGAGCUUAAUGCCCGAGAACGCAGCUUUCUAUUGUUUCCCCAAGAGUGGACAAUAAUACACGAUCGCUCGAGUCGGGACAGCCCGACGAUGCAAUCUCUCGGAAGAACGUUAGGGGGACGAACGCCUAAGGGUGAAUUUUUAAUCAACUUUUGCUGGAGCUGGUGGCAACGUGUUACAGCCGACGCGUAGACGUUUUACCGGGUCACUAGUUCGAUAGAUCUAGAAUAAAGUUUUUAAGACGGAAACGUGUACACUGUUUUCGUACACGGUUUUUAUCUAGAUAGGAAUUCUUUUGUAACGCAUCGAAUCACGCAUUAUGAUUAUUUAUUACAAGGGUACACCACUUUUUGGUGAGCGCGAAUGGAGGUUGACACGCUGAAUGCCACGGUGACUCCCAAAUCGAAUUACUAUAGUUCAUUGAAUAUGAUUACUUGAAAACAUUUGUACAUUACAAUGUUGCUUAACGAUAUUAAGAUGAGCGUGCAGUAACGCGAUUCGAUCGAAUGAUUUGAUAUCAUAUCGUUUCCAUUUUGUAUACUUCGCUCUAGGAAAUUGUGCGGCGUUCAACGUGUCGAUCGGUUGUGUAAAAAUUGUUUAUGUAUUCUCCAUGUGGAGGCUCUUUUUAUUCGAGUUCCACGUUGCGUUUGUAGCUCGACGAUCUGCCGAAAUUACACCGUUUCAUCGUUGAUUACCUGCUCGCUGAAGGAACCGUUAUCGGCGAGUCGAACCCUGUCACCGGCAAAACCCGAUUAAAAAGUCACAAUUACGCUCGAGUGUCUCCUCCGCGGGCCUUCCGGCCGCGCCGCGCGAAGGGGGAGGAAAGACGGAGCACGAUUCGCGACGCAAUGGAAGCGUUCGAGCGGCGAAGGGAAACUCUGCGACGUUUGCAUCGAGCCAAUCGCUGGCUGGCGAACGACGAAUGUAAUACUGCCACGGCCGAUGCGAGUGAACACGCGACCGACUGGGAACGCGAUCCGUUUCCGGGUCUCGACGACGCGGUGACUCUGCGCGACAAUUCUGAUCCCUGAUCCGAGAAUACGGUGGACGAAUUCAAAGGAAUAUAGAAAUUUAGCGGGCCAGCCGCCGCGGUACGAUAUACUCGGUGAUCGACGUCGUCGACGAGGGGGACGAAUACCGUUUUGUAUUAGUCGUCGUGUCGUCGUCGUGUCGGCGACCUAGUCGACUUCAUAUUUUUAAUAUUAGUAGGACGAGCGUGUAAUAAAGAUUAAUAGCGAUUCUUCGUUUGCGAAGAGACGAAUUUAAACAAGGUCAAAGAAAAACGCCUUGGGGUACAAUGUACGAUGGGGUGGGGGUGACGCGUUUGUUCCUUGUGGAUACAGACGAGCCGUUAGAUAUGUACACGUAUAUAUAUGUAUCUUUAUAUACUGAAUUUAUAUGUAUAUACAUAUAUAUAUGUGUGUGUAUUAUAAAUAAAAAGAAACAGAAUUUUGAACAGUGUAUGUAUGUAUAUGUAUAUCUAUAAAUAUAGUAGGAACGAAUUCUCCUGCCGGAAGGGGCCAUGUUCGGUUCGGGACGUCGGCCCCUUCGAAUUUCGAUCGCGUCACGAUUAAUGUCUCCCGAUCGAUGUGGGAUUAUUAAUUGAGAGCGCGUGGACAACGGCGACGCUUCCCUUAAAUAUCCGCGCGCGCGCGCGUGCGACGGUUACCGGUGUUGUUUGUGGUAUCGGUAAAACGCGCGAGCGCAAGAGAUAAGAAUAUACACAUAGACACGUUUCGUCGUCGUAAUACCGGCGAUCAGGCGUUCCGCGUCGCCACGAUCGCGAUCGCGGGCUUCGGAGCACACUCCUCGAUCGAUUUAUGUCCGAUACACAACACCACUGACACACGUACACGGAGACACAAUUCUCUCAUCUUUUUUUUUUCAA